AUGACGAUUGAAGAAGACAUAGGCACUCCAGAAUCGUCAGAGGACUCUAGCUGGGGCUCAAAUAAAGUCUUUCAGAACUAUUUAAUGCCCACGUUGAAGCUCUACGACGCCAGAAUAUCCAUCAAUCACUGGCAGCUGAGAGACUGUGUAAAGCAUUCCUCUAGCGAACUGGGAAAAAUUUACUAUAUCUACAACCACUCCAUCCGUUCGCUCGACACCAGGAACGACCGAUCUGGGGUAAAAAUCGAAGCCAAGAAAGUUGCUACUAGGGAUCGAAAGAGGAGAAGCUCUUCCCCGAAGAAGCGUAUAAAAGAUCAGUUUUGGUCGCCCUCGCAGAAGGUGGUGGAGUUUGAUUUUAAGUCUCGAUGCUUCCAAGAGCGAAAUGGGAUAAUAGUGUCGGGGGGUCUUAUGGGCCCUGACGACAAUGGUAACUGGGGCCAAUUCACCCGUCAAGCUCCUUCUGCUCUUGAUACAGACAGCAGCGGUAUUGAUAUGGGGGGUUUUUCGUCAUCCUCGCUGGAGCCCGUCAAAGUUGCUAAUAGUUCAGUCUUGUCUGAUCAUAAUUCCUACAGUAACACCGAAAGCUGGAAGGGUGUAUUAUCUAUAUACAAUGGAGAGCGAGACGUCAGUUUCACCUAUCGCUUGGGACAGUAUAUUAACAACUGUGUCCUACUUCAUCCAAAAACGACUCAGCAUUAUGACCUCUUUGCUUGCAACAACGAUGCACACCUGUACCAAUGCGAUAUAAGUAACAGGGGUGUGGAGCUAAUCAAGCGGUAUUCGGAUUUAAAAUUCUCCUUGAAUAACGCAACGUUAUCCCACGACGGGAAAACUUUGAUCACUUCAGGAGACUCAAGCAAGUUCGCUAUUUAUCACCAAAAUGACAUCACAGGCUAUUUUUCUCUGAAGUACGAUUCACAGCCGCAAUGGGGUAGUGCGUUUAUAAGGAACAAGAGGAUUCCGAGGUAUGCGAUGCCAGACCGAUCUGGAUUUGUGGACAAUAUUUACGAGGUAUCCGGAGGGGAUCAUGGUUUUUAUACGAGCUUUAGCGAAAGCGAUAUGAUGUUCGCAACCGUCUUUCAAAAUGGUACAUGCUGGGUAUAUGACGCAAGGAAAAUGGAAUCGCCACUAGCCGAAAUCAAUUCCACCAGGAAGUACACACAAAAUGGUGCGUUCAGGGUAUGCAAAUUCAGUGAAGGAAUGGAUGACCUGUUAUUCAUUUCCGAACACCACGGCCGUGUUCAUGUAGUCGACACGCGCAAUUUCAUGAACCAUCAGGUCAUAAUGAUCCCUGACAGGAACUCAUGUUUUUCCGAUGAGACGCCCUCCUUUACUGCAAGUAGACGGAACUCCAUGCCAUCGCAACCAAAUGACCCACACAUUACAUUUGCUGCUAGUAUUCCCGCGAAUGAGCUACAACCUCAAUUGAUCCCAUAUCCAAAGGUAAUAAACUGCGUGAGCAACGGGCUCGAGAACUCAUCUGAUGGAGACAAUAGAGACAAAAUUCCAGACCAUCCUUCCGAAAGACGCAGAGAAAGAAGGCGGUCUUCUUUUCGAGUUAGAAGGUUUUCGACUUCAAGCGGUGUCCACUCAACGUCACUGGAGUCUAUCGAUCCCUCCAUCUUGGAAUCAAGGUAUACGGGUCAGAACUAUAGAGCAGUUGAUAAUUACAAUUAUGUGAGUGAGUCACGGAGGGCCAGCGAAAUAAGCUAUCCAGGGUCCAUUGCAUCCCGUAGCAAUCCAGAGAACGAACCUGUUUUUGAUCGUAGUGUAGAAUUUUCGGAAGAUUUGGGCGGCCUGUCAGGCGGUGUCAUUCGCCCUCUCAUUCAGGAAUCCCGUACGCAAGCCAGACGCGCAACACCAAGUAUUUUACAAUAUUCUCGUGGUAGUGACUUAUCGGUGAACUCUAACGACGAGAACAGCAUAUCAGGGAUCGAUUGGAUGGAAGACGAAGAGGGCAGUUCACUAGUUAUAGGUACAGACUACGGGAUAAUGAAGUGGAACAUCAACUCUUGGGCUCGCAGGUCGUUUCCAAGUUAUGACUUUUGUUGA
Lachancea dasiensis is the source of this 2052-nucleotide messenger RNA. The record is from the annotation of a GenBank genome assembly. NCBI's taxonomy places the organism in Eukaryota, Fungi, Ascomycota, Saccharomycetes, Saccharomycetales, Saccharomycetaceae.